Salvia splendens (bonfire salvia) is the source of this 303-nucleotide messenger RNA. Its product is annotated as 60S acidic ribosomal protein P2A. Gene Ontology annotation, biological process: cytoplasmic translational elongation. The record is from RefSeq and is a predicted model, not a curated record. The coding region runs from base 1 to 303 and encodes 100 amino acids. Lineage: Eukaryota; Viridiplantae; Streptophyta; Magnoliopsida; Lamiales; Lamiaceae. Gene Ontology annotation, molecular function: structural constituent of ribosome. Gene Ontology annotation, cellular component: cytosolic large ribosomal subunit; ribosome. The transcript has 4 exons.
AUGAAGGUUGUCGCAGCUUACCUGUUGGCCGUCCUUGGUGGCAACGCAUCUCCUUCAGCUGAGGAUGAUGUGAAGGGCAUUUUGAGCUCUGUUGGGGCUGAUUGUAAUGAGGAAAGAAUUGAGCUGUUGCUGUCUCAAGUUGCCGGAAAAGAUAUCACUGAGUUGAUUGCUGACGGGAGGGAAAAAUUGGCUUCAGUGCCUGCAGGUGGUGCUGCACCUGCUGCUGCCGAGGCGAAGAAAGAAGAAAAAGUAGAAGAGAAAGAAGAGUCUGACGAUGACAUGGGCUUUGGGCUCUUUGACUAG